Malania oleifera is the source of this 1141-nucleotide messenger RNA. RefSeq names its product thiocyanate methyltransferase 1-like. The transcript is spliced from 8 exons. The coding region runs from base 164 to 1021 and encodes 285 amino acids. The record is from RefSeq and is a predicted model, not a curated record. NCBI's taxonomy places the organism in Eukaryota, Viridiplantae, Streptophyta, Magnoliopsida, Santalales, Ximeniaceae. Gene Ontology annotation, molecular function: S-adenosylmethionine-dependent methyltransferase activity.
GUGAUCAAUUGAGUUUGGACAAGUUUUGCCACCCCUAUACUCGGUGGUGUCUAAAAGGGGCGUGGCUAAGACGCCAGCGGAGCGGAUUCUACAAUGGGCCAAUGCCCCGCGCCCACGCCCCUAGCUGCGUCUGCUGGUGGCGGGAGUCGAGGGCGGUCAGAAAAUGAUGCGGACACGCUUCUGGUUUGCUUCGCUAUCCAACGCCCUUUUAUCCGCCGGCCGCCCCCUUCUCCCACAGAAAAACCCCCAUUUUAGUCACACACCGCAGAGAUCGAGAAUGAACGACGGAGAAGGACGGACUAAUGCUGCACGAAGCAGCAUACAGUCCAACCCUAAAGUUCAUCAGAUGCAACAACUCGUCUACAGCGGUUCCACUGGAUCAGGUGGUUGGGAAAAAUGCUGGGAGGAAGGAUUGACCCCAUGGGACCUGGGAUGUCCAACACCUAUCGUUACACAUCUCAAUCAGAUUGGAGCUCUCCCCAUGGGAAGGGUUCUAGUCCCAGGAUGCGGCAGCGUAAGUGGAUCUCUUUUUUUUGGCCCUGGUAGUGAGGGUCAUGAUGUAGUGGCAAUGGCAUGCCCUGAACGUUUUGUUGUAGGACUGGAUAUAUCCGAAAAGGCUAUUAAUAAGGCAAUUGAGUUGUCAUCCUCUUCACCUAGUAUCGAUUAUUUUUCCUUCUUCAAGGAAGAUUUCUUCGCUUGGCACCCAACUGAGUUAUAUGAUCUCAUUUUUGAUUAUACGUUCUUUUGUGCAAUUGAACUGGAAAUGAGACCAGCAUGGGCAAAGCGAGUUGAAGAUCUUUUAAAACCAGAUGGAGAGCUCAUGACUCUUAUGUUUCCGCAGGUAAGUGAUCAUGUUGGUGGACCUCCGUAUAAAGUAUCUGUUGCUGAUUAUGAAGAGGUGUUGCAUCCCCUCGGCAUUAAGGCAAUAUCCAUAGUGGAUAACGAAUUGGCCAUUCAACCUCGUAAGGGAAGAGAGAAGCUUGGAAGGUGGAAGCGGUCUCUUAGUCAAUCCUUGCUGUGAAUAGGAUCUCCAUUGUAUUAGCAAGGCGGAUUUUUUUUUUAGACCUAAAAAUAAAUUGGGGACUAUCAUUUGUGAUACAAAUGUUUCUAUUUUCAAUAUCAGAAUUAUAUUUGAUCCAAA